AGGUUUGAGGUUUAAUCAACCAAUUCGCACGCUUGACAUGCAAAAAUGUCCACAAUGAUGUUUUGACAAAAAAAAAAGAUAGUGAAAAUAAUCACAAAUUAGACCUACAAAAUUAUUGCUCACUACGAAAUUGUUUAUAUUUGUUUUUUACCUAAAUCAAGAUUUUCUGUUUCAAAAAAAUACUUUUUGAAUUUUUGUUUUUUGAUGCAAGAAUUGUCAAAGACCGGUGAUAAUUAAUUUAAUUUUAGAAAAUAUGUAAUGUUUGAGUGAUAUUUGCUACUUAUUUCGAAUGUGAAAAUCACAUGGGGCUUUUGUAAGAAAUGCGAAAAAGAAAACCCUAUUUCGGAUGUGUUUGAUAGUUUGUCAUCGAAUCAUAUCGAUGUGCAUGCUCAGUUGUAAUAUUCUUUGGAGGUUAUAUUCCAUCGUUCGCCGGAUCAGAACUGCAACUACUUUGUCACCGUAGUGAAACCACCGGUGUCCCAUUCCGUUUAAUCUCCGAUUUGCAGGUACCACCUGCACGAAGAAUCGUGGCGGAUUGAAAGUUGUAAAUAUUUGCUUUUGAAAAGGAUGGAGCUGUAGGUUGCAUUUUGGAGUGUUAUUUAUAGCUCCAAAUAAUUGUCUGUGCCAGAAGAAGGUGUGAACUUGUAUGUUUAUAGGAUCACAGGGGCAAUUUGGUACCACAAGUACAAAAUGGCUGAUGCACAAGAGAUGUGGUGUCUUGUGACUGGAGGAAGAGGGUUUGUAGCAAGGCAUUUAGUGGAUAUGCUGAUCCGUUAUGAUAUAUAUGCAGUUAGAAUUGCAGAUAUUGGGCCUGAUAUCAAGCUUGAAAGCCAUGAAGAGAGAGGAAUUCUUGGGAAAGCAUUAUCCUCAGGUCGUGCUCAAUAUGUAUCUAUGGAUCUUCGCAACAAAUCUCAAGUAUAUAAAGCUUGUCAAGGAGUUGAAGUUGUUUUUCAUAUGGCUGCUCCAGAUUCAUCAAUCAAUAACCACCAGCUGCAUUAUUCAGUCAAUGUUCAUGGCACAAAGAACAUAAUUGAUGCUUGUAGUGUGUCAAAUGUGAAAAGGCUUAUCUAUACUAGUUCUCCUAGUGUGGUGUUUGAUGGGAUACAUGGAAUACUUGAUGGGGUUGAAGCAAUGCCAUAUCCUGCUAAGCACAAUGAUUCAUAUUCUUCAACUAAGGCUGAAGGAGAGGCAUUAGUUAUCAAGGCAAAUGGAAUGAAUGGACUUUUGACAUGCUGUAUUCGUCCCAGCAGUAUUUUUGGUCCUGGUGAUAAGUUGCUUGUUCCAUCUUUAGUUGCUGCAGCAAGAGCAGGAAAAUCAAAGUUUAUGAUUGGGGAUGGAAAGAACAUGUAUGAUUUCACUUAUGUUGAAAAUGUGGCACAUGCACAUGUAUGUGCUGAAAGAGCUCUUGCAUCAGGAGGCACUGUAUCAAAGAGAGCUUCAGGCGAGGCUUAUUUUAUAACUAACAUGGAGCCGAUCAAGUUUUGGGAGUUCAUGGGACUUAUUCUUUCAGGCCUUGGCUAUGAAAGGCCACAAAUCAAGAUUCCUGCUUUUGUGAUUAUGCCAAUUGCCCAUUUAGUAGAGUGUAUAUAUCAGAGGUUAGCACCCUAUGGGAUGAAGCCACCACAAUUGACACCUUCAAGAAUCAGACUCCUCACUUGCAACACAACUUUUACUUCUUUAAAAGCAAAUGAUCGACUUGGCUACAGACCUAUUGUACCACUUCAGGAGGGUGUGAAAAGAACUGUUGACUCGUAUGCUGAUCUCAGAGCUGAACUUUGGCAUAGUAAGGAAAGACCUUCUAAAGUCGCUGUAUGUCUUGGAAAUGGAAUUGUUGCAGACAUACUUCUAUGGAGGGAUGCAAAAGUGACACUUGGUGCAAUGGUGGUUUUGUUUGGAUUCUAUGUCAAUUUUGUAGUACCUGGACAAACUAUGAUUACUUCCAUUUCCAAAGUCUUCAUCAUAGCAACCAUUUUUUUAUUUAUCCAUGGGAGGUUGCCAAAUAGUUUCAUGGGAUAUUCAAUUGACAAAAUUCCAAAAUCAAAGUUUCAGUUCACAGAUAAAUCAUACCACCAAACUGUUUUAUCAGUGGCUUCUUCAUGGAAUUAUGCAGCUAAUAGUCUAACAUCUAUUUCCAGUGCAAGUGACUCAAGGAUAUUCUACAAGACGGUUAUAGCACUCUUCAUGCUUGGCUUGAUUGGAUCCUUGUCACUUCAAAGUUUCUUUUCGAAAGUGCUUCCCUUUGCCUUUGUUGCUUUCUACCUUUAUGAGCAAAAGGAAAACGAAAUCGAUGAAUUUCUUGAAAAAGGUGUCCCGAUCAAACGCUUGUCAAAUUCCUUCUUUCCAAGAUUAUUUAAUCCUUCCAAGCCCAUUAACAAACGUGAGUAGUUGAACUGUUGACUAUUACAAAGUUUGACCACAUCUCAUUCAGGCAUCAGUAUGUCCAAAAUUGCACGUCUUAUAAUACAAAAAGAAAAAAAAAAGUAUCAUAAGACCACACAAGCGCCCCAUACUUUCUAUUUUUAUGGUUAUAUUUAUGUUAAGCAUGUUGAAUGGCUCUAUUGUAUUUGUUGUAUGGAAGUCAUGCAUCAUUAGGAUUGACAGAUGUUUUAGUUGGCUCAUACUGUUGAGUACGAUAGACGAUAUGAGAUGUAAAUCAGAUACAUAGCAGUAUAAAAGAGCCUAGUUCCUUCAAGAAGGCCAAUUUGUAUUGGAAUUAAAACUCACAUUGUAGUUGUUAAGAAUCGAACUUUUGAGACCA
Messenger RNA from Lactuca sativa (garden lettuce), 2758 nucleotides. RefSeq names its product 3beta-hydroxysteroid-dehydrogenase/decarboxylase. The record is from RefSeq and is a predicted model, not a curated record. Lineage: Eukaryota; Viridiplantae; Streptophyta; Magnoliopsida; Asterales; Asteraceae. Gene Ontology annotation, biological process: steroid biosynthetic process. Gene Ontology annotation, molecular function: oxidoreductase activity, acting on the CH-OH group of donors, NAD or NADP as acceptor.